Gregarina niphandrodes is the source of this 318-nucleotide messenger RNA. RefSeq lists its product as hypothetical. Gene Ontology annotation, cellular component: cytoplasm; nucleoplasm; ASAP complex. The record is from RefSeq and is a predicted model, not a curated record. The transcript is spliced from 2 exons. Gene Ontology annotation, molecular function: nucleic acid binding. Lineage: Eukaryota; Apicomplexa; Conoidasida; Eugregarinorida; Gregarinidae. The coding region runs from base 1 to 318 and encodes 105 amino acids. Gene Ontology annotation, biological process: mRNA splicing, via spliceosome.
AUGGCAAGUCACCCCGUGCUUCUCGACGACCGAAACAUUUUGGUUAGUGGUUUAUCGCCCCACGUCACGAUCGAACAUCUUGGCGAAAUAUUCGCCUGCUUCGGAACCGUGAUCAAAGUUGCGCCAGUGAGGAUUCCGCGUCUAGUCGCCAUGGUAGUAACCAUGGCCUCGGCCGCAGAAGCGAAGGAAGCGGCCUUUUCCAUGGACAAAGGCCAAGUAGAUGGCAAGGUCUUGUGGGCAGCCUCUGUCUUCGGCAGCAGAGACCGAUGUAAGCGGCUGCUGUUCAAUGCGGAGCCUCCUCGAGAUGCUCCAGACUAG